AUGGUCCAAAAUACUGCUCAAUCUGGCCAAACCAUCAUUGUCGCGGGAAACCCACAACCCGUUCCUCCUCCUCCAGUUUUUUCAGCCGACGCUGCUCAAAGGCAAUUCCAAACAUUUGCCAUGGCAGAAAUUUUCCUCAUGCUUAUGAAUAUUGCUUUCUCGGCACUCUGCGUUGCUCUUUUAAACAGUUCAAUCGACUACUGCAAAAACUACCCGUAUUAUUAA
Molecule: messenger RNA, 225 nt
Organism: Oikopleura dioica
Lineage: Eukaryota; Metazoa; Chordata; Appendicularia; Copelata; Oikopleuridae
Source: the annotation of a GenBank genome assembly